This is a messenger RNA of Glycine soja, 1251 nucleotides long. RefSeq lists its product as uncharacterized. The transcript is spliced from 3 exons. Lineage: Eukaryota; Viridiplantae; Streptophyta; Magnoliopsida; Fabales; Fabaceae. The record is from RefSeq and is a predicted model, not a curated record. Bases 94 to 987 code for a protein of 297 amino acids.
CACAACCUCUCCAUUUUUAAAACCACAAAUAAAUACCACCAUUCUUCCCCUGCCUAACCCAUAAUCUAACAUCAACAGCAUCUCUUCACCAACAUGACGCGGUCAACGCUUCCACCCUCAUCUCCGAUCUCCCUCUUCGUGUCGCUCAUGUGCGUUGCUUUCGCGUGCGCCACAUCGUUGAACAAAAUUGAGCACUGCGAGUUGGAUUGUGCAAGUUCCACGGUGGAGGGGCUGAACGUGGUUGGUGACUGCGAACCCAAGUGUUCUCAGGAGUUGAAGAUUCCGACCCAAAUUGAAAAAGAAGGGCAAGACGCGAUCAAAGAGUAUUUGGAUACCGUUUUCAGCAACGCGCUCUUUGGCGGUGGUUCAAUUGAAACAGGGCAGAAUAAGGAAACACAAAUUGAGGACAAGGGUGAGAAGAAUGUGGAUGCAGAUAAAUCAGCUUAUACAGCGCCCAAAGAGCCUGGGGUAGAACAUAAGCUGGCAAUUCCAAGCCAUAUAGAAGAACAAGGGGAAGACGCGAUCAAAGAGUAUUUGGAUAACCUAUUCAGCAACGCACUUUUUGGCACUGAUUCAACUCAAACAGGGCAUAAUCAGGAAGCACGUCCAGACCGCUAUUCUGUCGAACCUGACAGCAAAACACAAAUUAAGCACGAGGGUGAGAGUAUGAAUGCACAAAAAUCAUCUUAUAAACUUCCCAAAGAGCCAGGGGAAGAACAAUUGUUAGAUGGUGAUCUUGCAGUCAACGUUGACCUUGAGAUUGUGGGCGAUGGAGAGUAUGUUCUUAAGAUCAAGAGGGUAAAUCCAAGUUUAACCAAUCAUGAUGAAGUAGAAAGGGCUAAGCAUAUGGCUCAAAACGGAGCCAUGUUGUUACAUUACGGAGAGAUUCUUCAAGACAUGGGAGAGAAACUGAUUUCUCAGUCCCAAGCAUCACUUUACUCAGUAUUUAAAAUCCCUACACCUCCCAAAUUGAAGUCUGAUCAAUGAUCAUAAUCCAUAACUAAGUAUCUUCCCCGUGUUAUUUUGUAUUAGUUUGAGAUUCUUUUUAAUCCCCUCUUUCCAUGAAUUAAUGUUUGUUGAGAAGUAUUGCAUCAUUACAUGAAAAUAUUUAGGAUGGAAAACGUAGAUUUUAGUAGUUGUCAUAAAAAUUUGAUAUGUACACCCAGAUUGGAUCUCGACUUUUUAUGGACCCAAGACGAAAAUAUAAUAUUUUUGUUUAAUAUUUUAUAAAAACUUAUGACUUUUAACUAA